AUGAGUGGAGAAGUAUUAAUUUGUUACAUUUACUUAUUAUUAUACGCUUAAUAAAUAUGGCAUGUUUAGUCUAUAUAUUUUUCUCGUUUACGGCUGCGGAUUACGUAAUUUGUUGAUCCUCGUCAUAGAAUUAUUUACCACGAAACAUGAAAAAAUCAUACGUAAGAACGUUUCUCCGAUGGUGAUCGUUAAAGAGUUGCUGUCUACACCGAAAAGUUAUUCUGUUUGUAGGUGUGUGCCUACCUACAUACUGCUGCAGGUUAUGCGAGGAGGCUGUUAAAAGUAUGUCGUCGUACCACGGGUCGAGCUCUGCCAGCGGCGCGUGGGACGGCGGACCGCCCGGGGCUGAGGCGGAGUACACGCCCGCUGCCCCGCCAUAUCCCGCGCCCCGCGCGCUGCCUAGCACCGACCCCUGGACCGGCGUCAGCUACAGCCAGUACGCCGCUCCCAGCUACGAGUACUCGCAAUACGCCGCUUCCUACCCUGGUUACAGCUAUGACUGUAGUUACUAUCCACGAGCUGACGGCGCUUAUUACGACUCCCGAGCAUAUCCGCCACCGCCGACACAGCCCCAAGGCUACAACUACCCGCCUGCCGGUGGGUCACGGUCGCCGCCCCCUGCUCGCAGCUACGCUCACUCGAGAUCAUAUAAAUCUAAGUCUCGAAGUGUGUCCCCACAUUUGAGAAAAGAACGAGAUUAUUCAAGAAAUAGAGAUAGUAGCUAUGAGGAUACUGAGAGACGUGGACGAUCCAGAAGCCGUUCUGCUAAGUCCAAACGCACAAAAUAUUCUUCCAGUGACAGAUCGAGUUCUAGAUCUCGUUCCUACUCUCGAUCUCCAUUGAAGAAAGGAAAGAAGAGACUGUCUUCUUCAGAGUCUUCAAAAUCUGAUAAAUCAUACAAGCGAAAGAACAAAAAAGUCAGAAGUCGGGAUAGUUCGAUGACUCCGCCUUUAAAUGCUAGAAAAAGCAGAAGUGCUUCACGGUUGCACAGUCAUUCUAAAACACCAAGUAUUAGCAGAUCAAAUAGUAAAUCCCCUACGCCUAAACCUGACAGAAAGAAAGUUAGCAAAGACAGAAAAGCCUAUUCUAGUAAAGAUGUCAAAACAAAAGAUCACAGAAUAGACAGUCCACCACCGAAGAAGCAUAAUGAUAAAUCAGCUGCACCUAAAAUUCGAAUAAAGACUGAAAGGAUGUCCGUUACGCCACCAUUUAAAAGUCGAAAGAAAGAUCGUUCAGUGACUCCUCCUAAAGGGUAUAAAUACAAGGAUAGAGAAUCUAGAACCCCUUCUAAAAAAGUAAGGGAAAAGAAGAAAGAUAAUUCAUUGACUCCGCCAAAAAGUUACGCGCGCGGUCGCUCCUCUACUUCCAGGUCGCGAUCGCGGUCUUCAACACCGCGCAUCUCGAAACGCAAGCAUUCCGCGACGCCUGAGAAACGGCGCAGUCGGUCACGUUCCAGUUCAUCCAGUCAGUCCUCUGCGCCGUCUAUGAAAUCAAAGUCCAAAUCAAAACGGCGAGUGAAGAAGUCAAGAUCUAAAAGUCGUUCGAAUCGUCGAUCUGUGAGUCGCUCGAGGAGCAGAUCUAAAUCACGUCGUCGAUCUAGGUCCCGCACGAAAGGAAAACGAUCUGUCAGCCCCAAGAGGGCUAAAUCACGAUCGCACAGCUCGCGUUCCCGCAGUCGCAGCCGCUCGGACUCCGGUAGCGAUGACGAGCGACGCGGCCAGUUCACUGUUGCUGAUAGGAAAUUGUUCUGGAAACUGCACAGAAACAGGCAGGAAGAGCGGGAGAGAGCAAAGAGUCCGGUCAAAGAAGUCAAACCUCCACCAGGGGCUGUGGAAACCAUCACUGCUGAUGACAUAGAAUAUGGAGAUCCCCCCGAAGUGGAAGGCCCCAAUUUUGCGGAACUGCUCCCUAGUGCUGACCAAGUUAUGCAGACUGCUUCUUCAUCUAAAUCCAAAGGGAUACUGCCAAUUAAGAACGAUGGUAGUUUCUUGGAAAUGUUUAAAAAGAUGCAGGAAGCUAACAAGCCUGUUGAAGUGAAAAAGCCAGAGAUCAAAAAGCCCGCUUUGCCCUUCAUUGGGAAAAGGCGAGGUGGCCGCGUCUUGAAGACUGGAAUGGUCAAGAAGGCGAAGGCAAUAGACGAGCAAACUGCUGACAAUGCUCCGAAAGAUGCAUGGUCUCUUUACAUGCAGGAAGUAAAGAAAUACAGAGAAACGUCUUGCGAGGAAGAGCGGAAGACCAGACCUCUGGUCAAAUGAAUAUAACGUUUAUUCAGUAGGAUAAGAUUUUUAUCGUGACUUCUGUAUUAUUGACAUGUUAUUUUUUAUUAUAACCUAUGUUUGUAUCAAUGGCUAGCCUCUUAUUUUAUUUUGUACUGUGGUAACGAAUAAAGGAUUACGGCAAUGAA
Amyelois transitella is the source of this 2404-nucleotide messenger RNA. Its product is annotated as serine/arginine-rich splicing factor 4. The transcript has a single exon. NCBI's taxonomy places the organism in Eukaryota, Metazoa, Arthropoda, Insecta, Lepidoptera, Pyralidae. Bases 285 to 2255 code for a protein of 656 amino acids. The record is from RefSeq and is a predicted model, not a curated record. Gene Ontology annotation, molecular function: 5'-3' exonuclease activity; 3'-5' exonuclease activity.